Closterium sp. Naga37s-1 is the source of this 4095-nucleotide messenger RNA. NCBI's taxonomy places the organism in Eukaryota, Viridiplantae, Streptophyta, Zygnematophyceae, Desmidiales, Closteriaceae. The record is from the annotation of a GenBank genome assembly.
AUGAACGGCGCCGCGGAUGGAGCGUGCUCGCUGCAGUUCGACGCGGCGACGACGAAGGAGUUCCUACGGCUGCAUCGCGUGCUGAUGCGGCAGGACGCGAGCCGCACCACGAACGCCGACACGCUGUCGUGGCUUUUCGACGCCGCCAAGGCGCAAAUCGACGAGCUGGCGUGGCGGGACGGCAAGCGCAUCCGAAUAACAACGGAUAUUCCUGACAUUGCGGACAUUCUCCCCGCGCCCAUCUGGCACAUCAUCUUCCGCCUCCUGCUGCUAUCUUUCCCGCCAUCCCUUGCCCCCGCAGCUGACAUUGCGGACAUUCUUCCCACGCCCAUCCGGCACAUCAUCUUCCGCCUCCUCCUGCUGCCGCCCGCCAGCCCCGACGAACCCGCCGACGCCGCUGCCGCCGCCGCCGCCGCAAGCACGCCUACCGCCCUGGCGAUCAGCCACCGCCACCCCGAGUGGAGCAAGAGCGUGCUCUACCUCCUCCGGUGGCCGCACCACCAGCUAUCCCUCGCCUUCACCGCCCCUCCCCACCUGCUCUCCCUCGGCCCCCACAUCGCAUGCUCCCACCGCACCCUCUCCUCCCUCUCCCUCAAACUUCGACGCACAGUAGACGGAGACGAGGAGCAGGAGCAGGAGCACGCACAGCAGCACUGGUCCCUUGAUUUCCUCAAAGACUGCUCGCAGCUGCAGCGGCUGAAGCUGGGCCGCGGCAAGUGGGAUCUCACCAGCCAAUGCGCCGACGCCACGUGGACGAAAUCCCUCCACUGCCUCACCAUCAACGACAUGGAUUGGACCAGCCUGGACCUCGAAUUCCUCAAGCAAAUCACCCCGCAGCUUCUAGAAUUCACGCUCUACGAGCCUGAGCCCUGCAGGCGCCUCGCACACGGCCCCCAUGGGGCCCAUUAUGGCGGCUACCACUGCCUCUCCUUCUCUUUCUACGUUGCUCGCCUCCUCCGCUUCCGCUUCCCCCACUGCGACCUCAAGCCCAGGCUCACCGUCUCCCCCACGCUCAAGACCCUCUCAGUGGUGGCCAAACGGCUGGUCCUCUCCUGCAAGAGCAUCGCCCCUCUCGAUCUCGACCACCUCUCGUUGUACGGCCAGGAUCGUCUCGUCAUCCCCUCCCUCCGCCUCGCAUUGGCACGAGUAGCCUACCUCAACGGCCCUGCGACCGAUGAGUUCUCCUCCCUCUCAUCCUCCCCUUAUCUUCGCUUCUACGAGCAGCUGCCUCUGUACCUGCGGCACAUUCCUCUUUCCCGGAGCAGAAAUUCCUUUUCUUGGAGCACGUGGCUGCGUACGAUUGCGCCUAAAGUGGAGGUGCUUGUAGUGAGGCACGGGGUGCCAAUAAAGAGGGUGAAGGCGGUGUGGCGGAGCCUGCGCAGCCUCGGGAUUGUCGUGGGCGGCAAAGUUUGUCACGACCCGGACUGGGAGGCUGCGGUGGAUAGUUCGCCAGACGAUCACCCUCCCUCCUGUUCAUCUCAUCCGUUCGCCAGACGAUCACCCUCCCCCCCGUUCAUCUCAUCAGUUCACCAGACGAUCACCCUCCCUCCCAUUCAUCUCAUCAGUUUGCCAGACGAUCACCCUCCCUUCCGUUCAUCUCAUCAGUUCGCCAGACGAUCACCCUCCCUCCCGUUCAUCUCAUCCGUUCGCCAGACGAUCACCCUCUCUCCCGUUCAUCUCAUCAGUUCGCCAGACGAUCACCCUCCCUCCCGUUCAUCUCAUCCGUUCGCCAGACGAUCACCCUCCCUCCCGUUCAUCUCAUCCGUUCGCCAGACGAUCACCCUCCCUCCUGUUCAUCUCAUCCGUUCGCCAGACGAUCACCCUCCCUCCCGUUCAUCUCAUCCGUUCGCCAGACGAUCACCCUCCCUCCCCUUCAUCUCAUCAGUUCGCCAGAUGAUCACCCUCCCUCCCGUUCAUCCCCUCCGUUCGCCAGACGAUCACCCUCCCUCCCGUUCAUCUCAUCAGUUCGCCAGACGAUCACCUUCCCUCCCGUUCAUCUCAUCAGUUUGCCAGACGAUCACCUCCCUCCCGUUCAUCUCAUCCGUUCGCCAGACGAUCACCCUCCCUCCCGUUCAUCUCAUCCGUUCGCCAGACGAUCACCCUCCCUCCUGUUCAUCUCAUCCGUUCGCCAGACGAUCACCCUCCCUCCCGUUCAUCUCAUCCGUUCGCCAGACGAUCACCCUCCCUCCCAUUCAUCUCAUCAGUUCGCUAGACGAUCACCCUCCCUCCCGUUCAUCUCAUCAGUUCGCCAGACGAUCACCCUCCCUCCCGUUCAUCUCCUCCGUUCGCCAGACGAUCACCCUCCCUCCCGUUCAUCUCAUCAGUUUGCCAGACGAUCACCUUCCCUCCCGUUCAUCUCAUCAGUUUGCCAGACGAUCACCUCCCUCCCGUUCAUCUCAUCCGUUCGCCAGACCAUCACCCUCCCUCCCGUUCAUCUCAUCCGUUCGCCAGACGAUCACCCUCCCUCGCGUUCAUCUCAUCAGUUCGCCAGACGAUCACCCUCCCUCCCGUCCAUCUCAUCAGUUCGCCAGACGAUCACCCUCCCUCCGGUUCAUCUCAUUCGUUCGCCAGACGAUCACCCUCCCUCCCGUUCAUCUCAUCAGUUCGCCAGAUGAUCACCCUCCCUCCCGUUCAUCUCAUCCGUUCGCCAGACGAUCACCCUCCCUCCCGUCCAUCUCAUCCGUUCGCCAGACGAUCACCCUCCCUCCCAUUCAUCUCAUCCUUCUCCAGACGAUCACCCUCCCUCCCGUCCAUCUCAUCCGUUCGCCAGACGAUCACCCUCCCUCCCGUUCAUCUCAUCAGUUCGCCAGACGAUCACCCUCCCUCCCGUUCAUCUCAUCAGUUCGCCAGACGAUCACCCUCCCUCUCGUUCAUCUCUUCAGUUCUCCAGACGAUCACCCUCCCUCCCGUCCAUCUCAUCCGUUCGCCAGACGAUCACCCUCCCUCCCGUUCAUCUCAUCCGUUAGCCAGACGAUCACCCUCCCUCCCGUUCAUCUCAUCAGUUCGCCAGACGAUCACCCUCCCUCCCGUUCAUCUCAUCAGUUCGCCAGACGAUCACCCUCCCUCCCGUUCAUCUCUUCAGUUCUCCAGACGAUCACCCUCCCUCCCGUUCAUCUCAUCCGUUCGCCAGACGAUCACCCUCCCUCCCGUUCAUCUCAUCAGUUCGCCAGACGAUCACCCUCCCUCCCGUUCAUCUCAUCAGUUUGCCAGACGAUCACCCUCCCUCCCGUUCAUCUCAUCCGUUCGCCAGACGAUCACCCUCCCUCCCGUUCAUCUCAUCCGUUCGCCAGACGAUCACCCUCCCUCCCGUUCAUCUCAUCAGUUCGCCAGACGAUCACCCUCCCUCCCAUUCAUCUCAUCAGUUCGCCAGACGACCACCCUCCCUCCCGUUCAUCUCAUCCGUUCGCCAGACGAUCACCCUCCCUCCCGUUCAUCUCAUCCGUUCGCCAGACGAUCACCCUCCCUCCCGUUCAUCUCAUCCGUUCGCCAGACGAAUCAUGCUCCCUCCCGUUCAUCUCAUCAGUUCGCCAGACGAUCACCCUCCCUCCCGUUCAUCUCAUCCGUUCGCCAGGCGAUCAUCCUCCCUCCCGUUCAUCUCAUCAGUUCGCCAGACGAUCACCUUCCCUCCCGUUCAUCUCAUCCGUUCGCCAGGCGAUCACCCUCCCUCCCGUUCAUCUCAUCAGUUCGCCACACGAUCACCCUCCCUCCCGUUCAUCUCAUCAGCAGCAGCAGCAGCAACAAGCACUCCUGCCUCCGGUUAUCAACGCUCCAAAUCUGAAGUCUUUUUUCUUCCCUACUCGCAGGCCCUAUGGCUCGCGCGCCCUUGCUCGCCUGCGCAUGAGCUUCCCUUCCCUGGCGCUUUUCUGUGUUAUCGACCGCUCGUACUUCUGGGAGCGGAAGGGGAUGAGGGUGAUGGGUGGGCCUGUGGUGCACGUGAGGCAGGAGAAGAGUGGCGUGCUAAGGUGUCGCUUUGGUGCGAAGAAACUGGCGAAGAAUGUGAGGGAGAAGAUGCACAGUGUGAAUGGUGGGCUCGUGGAGGGGUAUAUUGCGGAGGAGGAUGAGCGACAUCUCCUGAAGUACCAAGGCCGAUCUUAG